Molecule: messenger RNA, 3731 nt
Organism: Aureobasidium subglaciale EXF-2481
Lineage: Eukaryota; Fungi; Ascomycota; Dothideomycetes; Dothideales; Saccotheciaceae
Exons: 1
Coding region: 484-3480 (998 amino acids)
Source: RefSeq, a predicted model, not a curated record
GGCCGUCAAAUGUGUCUUUUCUUCUCGAGGUUCAAACUUCUCCGCUCAUCGUUCGCGAACCCCUCGACUAUCUCAGUCUCCAAGUGACCAGCAUCCAAUCAUCUUCUCUGUCUACAAUCGCCCUACUCGCAUCUUUCAUUCGACAAAAUCACGAUACUUGACUCUAACCUUCGUCUUUCGUCGCGGAUGGUCGCUUCGUGGAUCCGAAUUGAUGUGUCGAAGUUUUUCACCCGACUGCUACCGCGAGCUCACACUCAUGACCGUUAUGCUGUCGACUCAAAUCUCAUCGCUCGUACAUGCCAUCACGCUGUCAAGCUUGCAUAACUUUUGCCAGAACAUGCUUACUGAGAACAACAACUUUGCCCGACAAUCUGUGUUCACUCACUACCUCUGACAGCUAAUAGAAUAUCUUCGAAUGCCCCGUACCUCUUUGCCUUUACCCACCUUCAACGACCUGAAUCCAGUCCUGCCAGUGGACCUGACAUGCAACACGACACAAUGCCCGCUCCGAUGUUCACUUACAGUGUUCCAACCCUUCCUCCUAAAGACCUAGACCCAACUGACAUUCACUUGGACACGGAAAUCACCAAUGACACCACGAGAUCCUACGAUCCUUUUGCCCCAGUCAAAGCUAGAUUGACCUCUGUCGGGAUGCAUGUGGACAAUGAACCUGCUGAGCGUGAUUCGAAGGACACUCACAAAGUUCACUCUCAGCCCUCGAAAAGAGCCAACCAGGCCAUUGUCAAAGAUCAGAUGGACAUGAAUGCAGUUGAGACUGCCCCGGGCGCGGAAGAGCAGCCUUUAACUCCAGCCUCGACUGACACUGAUCUUGAGUCUGCAGGAACGCAGAAAGUAAUUGACACAAGUGAAGGUGUCGCGGAGGCGGACGACCAUGCACCUGUUCUGGAAAGACCCGAGCCGAUCUCUCCCAGCCCAUCAGAUAUCUCAAACACCAACUACACUACAUGUGAACGUCCCAAGGAUGCACUCCUUCGAGCUACUGCCGAGGUCAAUGACGCAGUCGCGACUGCUGGUCACGAGAACGUUGAAGAGCCAGUGCCCACGAGUGCCGAGCCUGAGGCCGCCCAAGCUGAGUUCCCCGAGGCAGAGGUCAGGAAGCCCAACAUCAUCCAUCCCGAGGUCAUCGAAGCUGGAAUCAGCGAGCCUGGAAGUGCCCAGUCCGCAACUGCCAUGCUUGGAGCUGAGGAUACUGUCGUCGCUAUGCCUAACUUUCUCCAGAAUGAGGCUGCUCAGCCCACGGACUCACACCUGGUUCCCGGCCAGUCUACCGAGAUAGAGAUUGCCGGUGACCACAUGCCCAACGAGCCCUCGAUGGAAGGAAUGUCCACGACAGAUGACCCUCACCAAGAGCAAGACGCGCGCAGGCCUACCAGUCCCACCUGCGAGCCGGCCGCUGCUGACGAUUCAUCCUCCGAGACCGCAAAGUCAAGCGACACAAACGAGCAAGUAGCAUGGCUACGAAAUAAGUACCAGUCUUUCGAGGAGAGUCGUUCAUCAGAGAACGAGGAAGAGAAGGUACAAGAAAAAUCCGCAACAAACACUCACACCCCUCCAUACACUAUCAACAAUGGCAUUGAAGACACGGGAAUUCUCGAAAACAACGGCGCUGCUGGCAAGACUUCUAAGUCAACGCUGGUGGAUCAUGCCAAUUCCACGACUGUUGUCAUGCCUCGGAUUUCUCUGUUCGGCGAUCCAUCAUCCUCACUUGCUGUGAUCGAGCCUCGCAUUUCUCUGUUUUGCGGUCCCUCUUCUCCGAAGCCUGUGAUCGAGCCUCGGAAAUCCGAAGCUGCAGAUAUCGAAGCCGAGCGAGUCGCCGGACCAGUUGCAGAAGGUGGACUAGACUCAGGCUUUGACUUGUUCGAAGAGUCUGAAGAUGUCCCGAUAGAUCUGACAAGAUCUUUACUGCUUGAAGAAGCCAUGAGCGGUGAUGUUGAACAGUUCGACGAGUGGGAUUUCGACUCCAAACUGGACGUGGAAGCAGACACCGUGGAAGCAGACACAGAGGCAGGCGCGAGGGAAGACCAUUCCGGUACAGCGAACGAUUCCGAUCACGAUGCGAGACCAGAUGUGGAGGUCCUUUCUGGAGGUAUCUCGCCAGCUGCCUCGCAAGUCUCUCAGGAGAGUGCUACGUUGGCCAAGAACCUUGUGCACUUUAUUGCUUCGAAAACUCAAUAUCCGCCCAACUCAGACAAUGCGGACACUGAGAUUCUGACUUUGUCAGGCAGAGGUAUAGCCAGUGGUCUUGGUCAGUCGAUGCUGCAGUCAAUCCCGCUGGAACAACGCUGCGACUGUGUCAAGCACCCUUGUACACAUGACUUGAAUCUGCGCCCACGAGACAAGAAGGAGGUCGCGAACUACGGAAACGUCUACGAUAAUGACCCGACAAGCGACUAUGAAGAAGAUCCAAAUGGCACGUCAGCGUCCAGGAUCGCACGAGAGGAUAUGGAUGAGGAUGAAAGCGACAACGACGAUGCAGGCCCCUACAGCAUGACCGGCGGUCUGGAGACGCGUAAUAGUCGCAUGAACGAUAUGUUCGAACGAGGACCGUAUAACCAGAGAGACUCUUGUAUUCGAGACAAGAACACUCUGCACGACGAGUUGUCCGCCGACGAAGUGAUCGAAAAGCCAAAGAAAAGAAAAAGGGCCAAGCAAACAUCUUCUCGACCGUCCAAGAAGGCCAAGUCCAACAAUCGCACCAUCAAACGCGCUCGUGAAAGUGAUGAUGAGGACUUGAUCACCACACAAGACGACAAUGGUGAAGUUAUCUUGAUCAAAGAGAUCAAAGAGAUCAAAGAGACCAAGAAGUCCCCCGAAUCUCAGACGAUUGCACAAAUAAUGCAACGUCUAGCUACACCUCACACCACAAAGCUCAGCUACCCCAUCACCUUCAACUCCCCCAAUACCUCUUGCAGUCUCUGUAACCAGCGCUCCUACGCUUUCACAGGCUGCGGCAGUCGAAAGAUCAAAGUCUUUGACUACGGCAACGGCCUGACCGAGAUCCCAAACGCCAACGAAGCAGGUCUACCCAUCCCCAUGAAAAGGAAACCCGCAGCCACAAACCUCUGCAUGACCUGCACGACCGCGAAAAUGGCCAUCUUGAUGUGCAAAACGCACUCGAUGCUAGAGUUAGACCCAGUGCCAGACUUUGACAAGCCCGCCGCAUACGACCGCAUGAUCAAAAACCAACCUGCAGAGGAAGGAGAAGUUUGGUGCUCAGUCUGCCCAUUACCUGCACUGCACAGUUGUGGCAAGAAUUGCGGGGCCAAGUUUUGCGAAACCUGUGCUAUCAAAGUGCAUACAACCCAUCAUGAAGAUCUACAGGCUAUGCUUCAAGCCACAAAGGAUGAGAUUACUGCUGAAUAUAGGUACGGCCUCAGAGCUGAUGUGGCGUUGCUGAGGGGAGAUGGGGAGUUGGUCAAAUUCAUGAAGAGGCAUUCCAAGACUAACAAACCAGUUUGAAGAAUUAACGAAGAGAAAGAGCAUGAUCUAGGUCGACGACAGGCCGGCAAUUAACUCAGAAAUAUGUACCAUUUAGCUCAGAACCCUUCUUUUGAUGCAGGCUCAUACUUUACCAUAUCAAUUAUAUUUCACAUUUCUCAUCAGAUCCUUCUCUCCAAACACUGAAACACGUUAAUAGGAAACUGUGAAAAAGCACAGCAACGGUCAGAUAUUUCGCCGCUACAUCGGGAGUUGACACAAGGUUGAAAGGC